UUACUAUUUAUAAGUUACGUAGGUGAACGUAGCCGACAGCCAGUUUUCAGCCGAUGGAAUUUUGACACUUAAUUUUGCUAAAAUGGCAACGACUCCAAAAAGUCGGAAAGACUUCCAGAAGGAGGCAGAAAAGAGUGGAAAUGCAGAUACCAUUUCACAGCUGAUGGGAUUGUAUUUUGUUGUUGCUUUAGCCAUUUCAGCUGCAUGGGUGUUAGGGACCAUGCAGAUGGAGUUUUACUGGACAUUUCUUCUCUCUGGGAUGAUCUUUGUUGUAUGGAGAACAAAAUUAAAACAAAUAUUAAGGAAUAAAAUAUUUGCAGUCGAAUGUCUUAUCCACAGGAAAAGGGCAUUGCGUCAAAAUGAAUCGAGUGAGUGGUUGAAUUUCAUUUUAAACAGAUGGUGGGUGUUUGCAUCAAAUAGUAUUCAGGACGUCAUAAAGAAACACAUUGAUGAACGCUUGGUUUCCAUCAAGCCAGGGUUCAUUUCCCAGUUGCAGUUGUCUAGAUUCACUUUUGGGGAGACCACUCCAACCAUUCAACAUAUUAAGGCCUUUGAGCUGACAGAUGGUCCACCCUUUGCCCGGCGCCCCAUUGCCUGGAGUUCGAUAUGGAACCCACCCCCGGGGCUGGAGAACAUGUCCUCUUAUCAGAUUGUUUUGGAGCUGGAUCUCCAGUCUCAUCUGGAGGACUUCCUCAUGGUGUUCCUGGCCAAGGUUGGCAGUGGAAGGGCCGGUUUAAACUUUGACAUUGCCGUGGAGGGGCUGUCAAUCAGCGGAAAUCUACAGCUGAUUUGUCACAUGUCCAUGGAUGUUCCGUUUCCUCAUGUUUCUAAAGUUACAGCAUCCUUCACGGAAAAGCCAGAUGUGUGGUUUAAUGUCAAAGUUCUGAAAUCAUUACAAAUCAUGGAAGUUCCAUUAUUAAAAUCCUGGAUCCAAGCAAACAUUGAUGAUGGCAUUACAAAAGCCUUGGUGGAUCCAGGGAAAAUUGACAUUCCAAUUGUGAAAUAUGCAGGUCCUCUGAAGCAAAGGAUGUCUCCAAACUCCAAAACAGAUAAGCUGGCACAAGGAGUUCUUACUAUUACACUCAAAGGAGAAGCUUUUCAAAGUGAAGAGAAUGGGAUUCUUGACAAGAGUGCCGUACUGUAUACAAUGUUGCGUAUCGGAGACAGGAAGCGACAGACGAGUGACCACCUGUGCACGACGGACUGGGCGGACACCAGUUCAUUCUUCGUCUACAACAUCAGCAAAGACACCUUGGUUGUAAAACACAAGUGUCGCCGCCUGCUGUCGAAUGUCACUCUUGACAGACAUGAUUUGGAUUUAUCAUCGUUUCCUUUGGAAGUCCAGCCAGUACAAACUACAACCUUAGAGAAUAAGGAUGGCAGUAAGACUGAGGUCAAGCUGAGGUACACUAAGCUACCCUCAAUCAGCCUGGAUCCGGGUGUGAGCACGGAUUCUGUGGAUAACCCAGAAGUUGCCGGAGUAAUCUACAUUUGUGUACACAGUGCCACCAGAGUGAUGGCCUCAGACAUUGGAGGCUUCUCUGAUCCUUACUGUGUGGUCUUCUCUGACAGGAGGCGGGUGUUGACCACUCCAUAUAUCCUGAAGACUGUCAAUCCUACUUGGGAAUCUUCAGUAGAGUUCUUUGUUCAAGAUUUCACCAAGACACCAUUAUCGUUUUAUGUGUAUGACUGGGAUGGUUCUAAUGUCAUUGAUGAUGAUUUUCUUGGAUCAGCACAUUUUUCUUUUAAAGAGGACCAGCACACAGUUAUCAAAGAAAACAUUGUAUUAGGACACAAUGAUCCGUCCAAAGGCUUCAUUCAGAGUGGAGAGUAUGGAUAUUUAACAGUUUCCAUGACAUUUAGACCAGUGUCAUCUGUCAGAAACUCAGAAAAAUUCCGUGUGACCAGCGUAGCAGGCGGACCGUCUGAGUAUUUGUAUCAGGAGGACCAUGUCUCCCCCUCGUCACUGGUGAAUCCACAGAAGUCACCUCCUCGUCUCUCUGUGAGUGAACUCAUUACUGACAAUGGCCAGAGGGCUGGCUCUGAGAGUGAUGCAUUCCUUGAUUCAGCUUCCAUGGCAGGGGGCAUAAUCGAGGAUAAGACGUUUGUUGAUUUGACAAUUUUGCAAGCAAAGGACCUGAUGCCUGCUGAUCGUAAUGGACUGAGUGACCCAUACUGUACUGUUCUAAUGGGAAGUAAAAAAGUGUACAAGAGCUCAGUGAAGAAAAACACACUGUUCCCCAAAUGGAAUGAAAGCACAUCUUUCCAAGUCCUGGAGGACAACCAUUUACUGGAGAUAUUUGUUUAUGAUAAGGACAUGAUUUCCAAAGACUUCCUGGGUAAAAUCAUUUUAACACUGGACAAACUGAAAGAAAUAUCUCACAAGGGCACUGCGGAAUGGAUUCCAUUACAGCGGACAAAAUCUGGGCAGAUCCAGAUCAAAUGCACAGUUACAUGUACAAACUGUCUGGAACCACUGAACAAAUCCCGUUCUUUGCGACGAAACGGUCAUCAGAAUUCCCUGAAGACAAACAAUGAUGUUUUUCUGCCUGUUGUAGACACAGUAUAUGAAUCUGAUAAAGGAGAGCAAUCCCCAACUGGCCACGAGUCAAGUCCUCUCCCCCCAGACAAUGUAAAUGGAAGCUCUCCCAAAUCUCUGAAGGGACAGAUUCCCCCAAUAAAGGAAGAAAACCUUCCAUCUGAUGAACAGAUCAUUCCAGAAAAAGUCCAGUCAGUGACCCUGACCCCACCUGUUGGCCAGCUGACCUUGAACCCUGAGGUGAGGUUAAGGAGGUCAGUGUCAGAUAUCAAUGUCAGCAAGAAGACCGACAAACAGACAAAGAGCAGCUCAGGACUACUCCCAGCUACAACCCUAAAACAUACAAACUCAAGCAAUUCCAUCUCAGCAUUACACCAAGGUGACACAGAUUCCAUAGAUUCAUCAGUUCCUGGUCAUGAGAAGCUGUAUAGUGUAUCAGGCAAGAUUAUGGAAGUGAGCGGGCUGAGACAGAGUUCCGGCAAUAUUUACAUUAAGGUCCGCCUGGAACACCACAGAGAAAGACACAGUUCAGGGAGCAGACUGAGGUUUAUUACCCAUGGCCGUGUAAUUGCCAAAUCCUAUUUGUUUCCGAUCAGUGCCACUGCUCUUAAUCAGCCAUUUGAAGUUGAUCGCGGUGCAGGUGUCAGUGUGAACACACAUCUUGUCUUUGAUAUCAAAAAUGAAAACAAAGACCACCUGGCCCAUAAAUCAUUUAGCUUGAAGGAAUUGUUCUCAGAUUUUGUGGAGGGAGGAGUCGAGAAAUGGCUGCAACUUUCAGACAAUGCAGAAAUUAAAGUCUUCUUGACACAGGGCAAACUAAACCCCAGACUUGUAAAGAAGAACAACAAAGUUGGCAAAUCCUGGUCUUUCAGGAAAUAAAUGAAUAUUUAGAUUUACUGCUACUGUGUUCCUACUCUCAGGUUACUUAAUGUUAAGAUCAUCUGGGCCAAAGUAAGCUUAAUUUUCUUAUCAAAUCCUGUCCAUCAACCCUCAUACUCCAAUCUGCUCUCCUGCAAUAAUUAGAACAAACCAUUCAUUGGUAAAGGAUAUUCAAAUCUAAUAAGGGGAGAUAAACUUGAAUCAAAAGUUCUGAAAGUACCAAAUAUCACCAAGUAUUUGAAUUUUGGUAUUUACAUGAAAUGUGGCUUUCCUUUGGCAACAGUAACAAGAUCUAGUACUAGUAUUUGUUUUAAGGAGAUAUGCCACACCAGAGAAAUUUGAUUUGGAUGAAAAGUGGAGGAUAUGUACAACAAUAUUUUGAAAUUGAAAACUUUCACAUUUACUUUAUUAAGUUAAAAAAUACCGUUUUAGUUGAAAGCAAUCCGAGAAAAAUUUAAAAUCAUUGCUAGACUCGAACACGCAAUCUACAGUUCAGCAGUUGACGUGCUAACCUACUGUGCUACUUGGCUAGGCAAGGAUUUUUUUAAACGAAUAGACAAAUAUUGCUGAUAUUUAUAUUUUCAUCCAUUUCUUAAAAGGAUGUCGGCCAUUAUGACGAUGUAGAGUAACUCCUUAAUAGCUGUUCAGAAUGUGCAAUCCAUCACACACUCAAUAAAAAGGAGAAAUGGAUGCUUGAUCAUGUAUGUUUAUAAUUAUGGAGAAAAGGUUUUUCCUCAAGUCUGCUCUCUGUAAGAUGCGGUCUAGUCAGUUCUACAAAUAUAUAUUGGCCAGCUAAAUGGUUAACAGCAAUGGCUGCAAGACUGAAUUGACAUUUAACCCUGUCAGACAUCAGACUAGACUGGUCCAGGGCUAUCUGAUAUCUCAACAGAAUAUAGCAGAUGUGUAGACUUGUUGUCAAAGUCAGCUCAUAGGUAGCGGUUAUUCAGAAAGACGAAAACAAAAGUAGAAAUCCAACUGCAGCUAUGUUUAUUAGCACUUUGAAAAGUGUAAAUCUUUAGAAUGAUUAGGAAUAACAAAACAUGGGCGAUAUCUUUCUAGUAUGUAAUGUUGAUGAGAAUUUGUCCAAACUAUCCAAUCCAAAAUUUAGGAAACAGGAAAAUAACUGCAUAUCAAUUUGAUUUGUGAAUGUAAUGUGAAUCAUGUAAUGUAACAUCCAUGAUUCUUGACUCGGUGUUGGGCUACAUUGAGAGGUUAUAAAUUACAAGAUUCACUUUCUCAGAAAGAGCUGCUUUAAACCAUGGAACAUUUUGAUACCAUGACUGUGUUAGGUUUUUAUUUUAAUUCUCAUUUUUCCCUCAAAUCUAUGCUUUGUUUUUAUAGAUGUGUGACACAAAAUGUAUUAAAAAUGGGUAUUAUUUUACAUCUGAUUCCGUGAAAUUUUCAUAUUGUAAACAUGGAACGAGAAUAUUUAAUUAUGUUAACUUUCAUCGUUCCACCUAAAUGUGUUGCAAUGCAUUUGUAAUAACUCUUUUCCGCCACAAUUUAUUCCUUUUAACACUUUCUAGUAUUUAUGAUUUUAUAUACCAGCAUUUUCUUGUUCAUUUUACAAUGUGUUUCACAUUAAGCGUGUUAGGAACUGGUUAACUUAAUUUCAUAAAACUGGUGCCAUUGAAAUGCAUUGUCCAAUGUACUGUUAUAUGUAGUCAGAAUUAAGAAUAGUAUUCAAAAAAUAUCUAAGAUAACAAAGAUGCUAUUCUUCUAUCUGUGAUACGAAAGAUGGAUUAUUUUUAUAUUGGUAACUCAGAGUUUGCUCCCUUAGUUCCUGGAACUGCUAGUGGCAGGGAAACUGAACACAGCUUGAAAAUAUCUGUUGAUUUGCUGCUGUAACAAAUGGUGUUCAAAAGUUAUCUUGGGACAGAAUACAUUCUCAUAAAAACCACACAGCAUAAUCCUAUUCUUAUUUUUUGUAGUCAAGACAUUUUAUGUGUAUAAUUGAUGUAGUCAAAAUAUUUUUUAUAACAUACAUGUAUGUACCUAUGUAUGGCAAAUAUGAGGGCUGUAGUAUGUUUUUCUAACAAUGUUUUUAAUCAUUGUUAAAUGUUUUUGUACUUGGAUAUGUUUGCUUUCAUUAUAUUUUGAAGGUUGUUCACUUUAAUUAUAUUUCUUUCAUUUCGUCAUGUUAUCUAGAUUAAAUAAAAAUAUUUUCAAAUUUGGA
Ostrea edulis (European flat oyster) is the source of this 5594-nucleotide messenger RNA. RefSeq lists its product as uncharacterized. The transcript has 31 exons. Lineage: Eukaryota; Metazoa; Mollusca; Bivalvia; Ostreida; Ostreidae. The coding region runs from base 83 to 3418 and encodes 1111 amino acids. The record is from RefSeq and is a predicted model, not a curated record. Gene Ontology annotation, molecular function: lipid binding.